AUGUACAUCGCCCUCUACUACAUAGUCACCCGGCUCCCUGACUCUCUCCGCGUAGUCAAGGACCACUUCCUCUCAGUUUGCCCCACCACUCUCACCGUUGAUCUCCUCGAGAAGGCCCUCCUAGCAGCAGAGAAGAGUAUAUUCGCUGUAGGAGCCUCUCGUGGUGACCCUCGCACCCCCGUCUUUGAGGGGUGUUCUCCCUCUCCCCUCUUGCCCUCUGUUGCCUCUGCUGCUGCGGCCAACCUCGUUGGUUUCGACUCGGUCGGCGCUGCGUCUGCCCCGAGCGGGAGACGCCGCACCGGCAAGGGCAAGGGGGGCAAGGGCGCUGGAGGGGCUGGCAGGGGCGGUGGAGAUGGUGGUGGAGGCAGUGGAGGGAGUGGGGGUGGUGGUGGGAGAGGUGUCGGGGGUGGCGGCGGCGGCAUCAGUGGAGGCGGCGGAGGCGGCGGUGGUGGCGGAGGGAGCGGAGGCGGCGGAGGUGGCGGAGGAGGCGGAGGUGGAGGAGGCGGCGGAGGCGGCGGCGGCGGAGGUGGCGGUGGUGGAGCGGGUCGCGACUCUGCGCAGAGGAGUGGCUCAGGUGGUGGUCCGCGCCAGCAGCAGCGGAGUGGUGUGACCCUAUCCCCUCAGCAGCUUCGUGAGUGUGCGGGGGCCCGCACUCCACCCAGCGCUGCUUCUGUCGCUGACGGACGCGUGGCGUCGCCAGUUCCCUGA
This is a messenger RNA of Closterium sp. NIES-65, 708 nucleotides long. NCBI's taxonomy places the organism in Eukaryota, Viridiplantae, Streptophyta, Zygnematophyceae, Desmidiales, Closteriaceae. The record is from the annotation of a GenBank genome assembly.